Messenger RNA from Thalassophryne amazonica, 975 nucleotides. Its product is annotated as elastase-1-like. Bases 1 to 975 code for a protein of 324 amino acids. Gene Ontology annotation, molecular function: serine-type endopeptidase activity. The record is from RefSeq and is a predicted model, not a curated record. The transcript is spliced from 9 exons. Lineage: Eukaryota; Metazoa; Chordata; Actinopteri; Batrachoidiformes; Batrachoididae. Gene Ontology annotation, biological process: proteolysis.
AUGGCACCAGACUUGUCCAACAUCCUGGCAGGGAGGCUCACCCUUGUACAACUUGUCGUGGCUGACCUGGUUGCCUCUCACAUCUGCAAACAAUCAUCUACUCCAGUGCAGGUUAACAUAUCAGCUCAGUCAUCCACUCCUUUCUCGUUCAUUGAUGCACCUCCUUUGCCAGCCACACCCAGCCUCGCCACCUGUUCUGCCUAUGCCUGUGUACUCGCUGAGCUCGAACCCAAGCCCAGCUACACUGAGGACACUUUUGAGGUGAUUGGAUGUGAGGUGGCGAGCGCUAAUGCCUGGCCCUGGCAGGUCUCGCUCCAGUACAAGUCUGGUGGCACAUUCUACCACACAUGUGGAGGAACUCUGGUUAGGAAAGGCUGGGUUAUGACUGCUGCUCACUGUGUCCACAGUUCCAGGACUUGGCAAGUCGUUCUUGGUGACCAUGACCUCUACAGUCACAGUGGCAGAGAGCAGUUCAAGAAAGUCAGCAGGGUGAUCAUCCACCCCAGAUGGAAUCCCAUCGACGUGUAUAAUGGGUAUGAUAUUGCGUUGCUACAGUUGGACUCUGAAGCCACGCUGAACUCCUACGUCCAGCUGGCUACCCUGCCUCCUUCUGGACAGAUUUUGCCCAACAACUAUCCCUGCUACCAAACCGGAUGGAGUCGCCUUUCACCUGGUGGUAGCCUCAACUCCAAGCUGAUGCAGGCCUUUCUUCUUCUGGUGGACCAUCAGACCUGCACCCGCCCAGAUUGGUGGGGCAGCAACGUCAAGGCCACCAUGGUGUGUGCUGGAGGUCCUGUGGAUUGUAAAUGUGCUAAUGACUCUGGUGCACCCCUGACCUGCCAAGUUAAUGGACAAUACUAUGCCUAUGGCAUUAGCUGUUUGAUGCCUUUUUCGUCAUGCAACAUUCUCACGAAACCAAGACUCUUCACCCGGGUCUCUGCUUACAUUCAAUGGAUGGACUCGAUCAUGAACUGA